AUGAAAUUUGAGCAAAGCACGGAAUAUGCCACCUAUUCAAGAUUUAAUCCUCAAGCCCUACGAGCUGGAGAACUAUCCGACGACGAAGCAUUGAACAAGAAUCUCACGCUAUUUCUUCGGCGAUCUAUUGUCAUGGUAUCGAACGUAACCCGGUCAGAAGACCCAUAUGGUUCCUCGAUCUCCUGA
Paraglomus brasilianum is the source of this 186-nucleotide messenger RNA. Lineage: Eukaryota; Fungi; Glomeromycota; Glomeromycetes; Paraglomerales; Paraglomeraceae. The record is from the annotation of a GenBank genome assembly.